UCUGUGUGAUACAAAAUAUGACGAACAUCAAGAUUUUUCUUUUACUUAGCCUAGCAACGUAUGCUUCGUAUGGCGAUGAAGAAAUAACGGAUAAUUUAGAUAAUGAAACAGAAACUAAAAUACAAAAAAAUGAAGCUUCAGAUACAACUUCACCUGAAAAUAAAAUAAUAGCUGACCUGGAAAUUCAGACUGAAUCUGGUACAGCUCCAUCUGAAAGUAAAAUAAUAGCUGACCUGGAAAUUCAGACUGAAUCUGGUACAGCUUCAUCUGAAAAUGAAAUAAAAGCUAAAAUUCAGGCUGAACCUCAAGAAAUAUUAAUUCUAUGGGACACUAUAAGAGGCGACAGAAACUAUAUUAAUGAAGAAACUUUCCUUACCUAUUAUAAAGAUGAAGAACCGAAUGAAUUGUCAAGUGUUAUAAAAGAAUUCGGCCAUCAGUAUUUAUUUAGUCAAAGUGACACUCAACCUGAAUACAUUAUGUAUUUUGACGAAUUUGCAAGAGCUGCGUCUCAAGGCUACAUACAAAUAUGUUCUACACAGGUGAUGUCAAAACUAUUAUGA
Molecule: messenger RNA, 560 nt
Organism: Adelges cooleyi (spruce gall adelgid)
Lineage: Eukaryota; Metazoa; Arthropoda; Insecta; Hemiptera; Adelgidae
Exons: 5
Coding region: 18-560 (180 amino acids)
Source: RefSeq, a predicted model, not a curated record